Heterotrigona itama is the source of this 4299-nucleotide messenger RNA. NCBI's taxonomy places the organism in Eukaryota, Metazoa, Arthropoda, Insecta, Hymenoptera, Apidae. The record is from the annotation of a GenBank genome assembly.
AUGAAUCGUUCUGUCAGUCACCUCACGGUAUAUAUUAUACAAUGUCAUAUUACUAUGCUGCCAUAUGGUAUAAAUAUAUGUCUACAGUAAGAAAUAUAUUACUAAAACAUUAUAAAUAAAUAUGUUAUAAGUAAUUGCACUCGUGAUCGAAUCCCUUAAACUCAAGGAUUUCAUUCUUAUUUUAUUCUUUGGUUUUCAUGUUUUGUAUUUAUAGAAUGAUUGUUAGUAGUGUAAUUAAACGUUUAUAUAAAACAAAUGAAGAAUUUAUAUUUUCUUAGCGAUAUUACUUCGAAUAAAAAGGAAUUCCAUGUAGAAACGGACGGAUAAUUUUAAAUUUCCCGCAACUGCGUUCUAUAUUUGAUGUAGGACAGGAAACGUUUCAUCCAGAUGGCGCUUUAGCUAGCCAAAUUAUCCUGUAGUUUGUAUAACUAGCAAUGAAUGAUUUAGCGAUCGAUAGCCGUUGAUGAGAGGAGUAUGAACUUCUGACUACAGUUCAACAUAACCUCACUUUUGCAAUGUCUAACAUUUUUUAGAAGUUUUUUUAAGACAUGUGUGAAGUAUACAAUACUGUAUUUUUGUACGCUUCGUGAUUGUCAUUGAAGUGUUCAGUUUCUACUUCCUUCUCACACAUUGUAAUUAUUAUAUGUAUAUGUAUAUAUAUACGUCUAUAUUUUGAGGUUAUGAAUGACUCUCGUGCAUUGUUUAUAAGGAAAUACAUUUUCAUUUUAAGUGUACGUAGGAUUUGCCGUACAAAUUUGUGUCGACUUAGCAAGCAACUGCAUAUUACAUUAAUAUUCCUAUAUUGCUAAUUUAAUUUUCACAUUUACAGAUAUUUUUAUUAUCUAUAAUAUAUAUAACUUAUGUUUUAUUAUGAAGCGACGUCAAAGAAGGCCUGUUUUAGAACUUAAUCAGUCGCAACCUGGUUCUUAUGGAGAACAUUUACAAAGUAAGAACAUAUAUUGUUCAAAGAAUUAUUAUUAUUAUUAUUAUGUCUCUAUUUCUAAACUGUUGCAACAGUCCAUCCAAUUGAAUGUACAUUACAGUAGUAUUCAUUGAAUUCUAUAGUAUUCAUUUUAUUAAUAAAAAAUUUUAUAAUUUUUUAAUUAUAAUUAAUAAAACAAGAUUGUUAAUGAAACCAUGUACAUAGAUCAAAAUUUUGUACAGUGUGUCUUUUCAUUGAACUUUUUAGACAAACACAAACAUGUAAAUAACGAUUAUCCCGGACAGAAUGUACCUGCAAAUCCACUGGCAAAUUUACUUUGUCACUACAAUUCAGAUAGUGAUACUGAAGAUUCAAAGAAAGAUUGCAAAUUAAACGAUCAAGUAAAUAAUUUUUUUAAAGAAAUUCAACUGAUUGCACCCAAACAAUCAGUCUCAAAUGAACCUAACAAUGUUAUCCUAACAGCAAACUCAAAUAAUCGCUUAACACAUAUAAAUCAACAGGCACUCAUGUGGAGAGAAUGUUUAGAUGAAUCUUCAGGUUAUCCUUACUAUUGGCACAUUGAGACUAAUGAAGUAACAUGGGAAAUGCCAGAUGAACUACGGUACUUAAAAAACAACGUAUGAUCCCACGGGAAGUGGUGGCACGAAAUCGUAAUAGGUAUAUCUGCAAUGAGACCAUGCAGAAACAAGAGUCCCAAACUGAUCAAGAUACCGCAAAUACAUCUGAUACAAUGGACAACGAUUCCGAUGAUGGAAAAAUAGAAAUGAUCACAUCCUACGGGAGUGACGAAAGUGAUUCAGACACAGCAGAUGAAAAUCGGUCAAAGAACGAUACGAAGGAAACUUUAGUGAAAAGUGCAAAUAAAACGCCAAAAUCAAGAUGCUCUAAAAAGUCGUCUGCGCCGAUUCCUAUGAUGCAACCACAGUUGAUGCAACCAAUUUCUCAGAAUCUAAAUCAGAUAUAUGAAAGCAAAGAAGAAUCGGUAAUAAAACCGGGAGAUUCGAAACCAGCCGAAGAUACAGAGACAAAGUACUUAAAAAACCAAAUCCAAGAUGCGAUUCAAAGGGUUGACUGUACGGACAAAGCUAAUAGUGACAACCGAUUGAUAAAAGAAUUCGUGCCAAAAAAGAACAGUAAUAAACAUAGCAUUAACUCUGACGUGGAUUUUAGCAUUUCUUUGGUGCCUGGUUACGACGAAGAUUCAGAUGUUGAAGAAGAAUCCGAAGUGAAACAGGAGAGGAAAGCCCUAUUUCCAAUUCCCCAAAUCGAAGAAACUACCGAAAAUGUGUCAUUGCGUAAAAAUACAAUUGACGACGAUCACGUAGCAGACAAUAACAAUAGCGAAAUUAAUAGCGAAAGAAAAACUGUGCAAGAACAAGAUACUGAAAAUAUUUUGGAAAGAUUGGAAUGUAAAGAUGACUCGAGUGCCAAGACAGAAGAAGAUACGCAGAAGGGAAACAAAUUUGUCGAUAAUUUACAUGGUCGAAAUAAAUUUUUCCAGAGGAAGAAACGUAUUGCUUUCGAUGUUCCAUCUACGAAAGUGAAAGCAAAUAACGAUGAAACGAGUAAAAUGGAAGUGGAGACGCAACGGGAUGAAAUGAACUCUUGCGAUGAGCAUCCUAACGAAUCUCAAGCUGAUCAGCAGGAAGAAACGAGCACAGGGAACGAGAUCGCGGAAGAAAAUAUUCCAACUUGCAAAGAUGAAUCGGACAGUACGGAGGAAGAAACAAACACGCCAGAAGCGAAUGCUGAAUCCAAGGAAGAUGAAAGAGAGGUUAAUCUACUCGCGCAGAUCAUACUUGAGAAACUGAAGUUUCUAUCGGAAGGAAAACCAAGUGUAUCACCAGUUCAACUGAUGUCUAUUCAGCUACAAACGUUGUUUGUCGCGUGGGAAGCAGGUUGUUUAGAAAAAAGUUACUUGCGUAGAUGGUUGAGUGACACCAGUCACGAAUUGGAACGUUUGGAACAAGAUGCAGCACCACCCGGAUGGCUAUGUCAGUGGGAUAGGUCGCAUAAGCGAUAUUAUUACCAGAACACUACCACUGGAGUUACACAAUGGACGUAUCCGGACACUGGCAUCGCCGGUGGAGCCGAAGAGAUGGAAAUUUGCUCCACGCCUCCUCCAACGGAGCAAGAAGAGAUUGUUAUCCCUGAAGAAGAAGGACUGAGAUCAAAGACAAAGAAAUCGGAAGGUGGAGAGACAACUGAGGACAUUCCAAGGAAUAGUGACAUAGAGGCUCCACCUCCACCCCAAAUUUCAAAUCCAAGCCCGCCUCCGCCGCCUAGAAUUUACGCGGAGGACUUGAAGAGGGACAAGAGGAAACAAGACAAGUGUAACGAGAACUUAAAUGAAAAGAAACAACGACUGGGAGACGAGGGGACAGCCAUGGUGGAAAUGAAACAGCUAGAAAAUUCUGUUGCGCCAUCCUCUGCCUUGCUGUCGCCUCAACCUGCUAAUCUCGCAAAUGUAACCAGCGCGGAACCCCUGCCACCGGGUGUAGAUUUGACGGAAGCACCUUACGAAAUACCUGCCUUGAAGAGAAUUAUUUAUGGUGCGGUGCAAUCACAAGGUGGCACACUUUACGACGCAGCUGCAAGAGAUCCAACAGUUCCUAUUCUAAGUCAUCCAGCUAUAGUACAAGAACAUUAUCUUCAAUAUCCAGCAUAUCAACACUUACACGCUCCAGCGGCCUUAGUACUUCCACAUAAGCACAAUGUGCAGACUGCGAUUCAGCUAAUACCUGACUAUACCCCGAUAUAUACAAAUCAUAAAAUUAUCGAAAAGCCACCGGUUAAAACAGCGAAAGAGUCUUUGGUGUCCGCAUUAGAUUCAUUUUACAGUGAUAUCGCGCGAAUAGAAAAUGUUGGAAUGGAGAAAGCCCCUCAGAGACAAGACAAUAGAGACACCGCAAUAGUGGAACCGUCUUCCUUACCAACAGAAGAAGUUAAAAUUGAAACGGAGCAAGAACCUGUUCCUGUUGAAGCUUUUGUGAAAGAAAAAAAGAGAAAAAGGGAAAAUAUAAUGAACGUUUCAAGUACUGGUAAUAAAAACCAAGUUUUGACAUUAAAGGAAAAACUCACGCUGAAUCAGGAAUUAAUUAAUCCUUGUUUUCAGGAAUAUAAUAUUAGUGCAAAAUGUCUAGAAAACAAUAAAUACGAUUAUGAUAAAUGUACUCUACAGUUCGAAAACUACAAAUAUUGCAAAAAAUUUUGGGGAAAAAUAAUUUUCGAUAGAAAGAUAAAAAAUAUAAAACCUUAUGUCCCUUUACCCGAAGAACGAGAGAAAAUAAAACAAGAGUAUUUUCAAUCCCAACAAAAGUAACACUAUUUUUAUAUAAUUUUAUAAUAGAUUGACA